Messenger RNA from Lucilia sericata (common green bottle fly), 993 nucleotides. RefSeq lists its product as uncharacterized. The record is from RefSeq and is a predicted model, not a curated record. The coding region runs from base 145 to 882 and encodes 245 amino acids. The transcript has 2 exons. NCBI's taxonomy places the organism in Eukaryota, Metazoa, Arthropoda, Insecta, Diptera, Calliphoridae.
GUGGUAAUGUUUGUGGUUUAAUUUGAUAAGGAUUGUAAAAUGAAAUUAGUAUAAAAGAAUCUUUAAAUCGUCCAAUGCCUAGUAUUCUCAGCACAGUUAUAAGAAAGUGAAGAACCUAAUUAAACAAAAAGAAAUUAAAUUAAAAUGAAAUGUUUUAAUUUAGUCAUUGGCAUUAUUAUCAUACAGUGUUUAGCACUGUUUGAUGUUAGCUGGGGUCAUGGCAUGAUGUUAAGUCCUCCGGGUAGAUCUUCUCGUUGGCGUUAUGAUAAGACAGCUCCAGUUAAUUAUAAUGAUAAUGCCAAUUAUUGUGGUGGUUUUGGGGUACAAUGGUACACAAAUGAUGGUAAAUGCGGUUUGUGUGGUGACAAUUACAGUGAUCCUACUCCCAGAGCUAAUGAGCUGGGUGGUAAAUAUGGUGGCUCCGGUGUUAUAGUGCAAACCUAUGAAAAUACCUACACUGCUAAUGUAGGUGUACAAAUAACUGCCAAUCAUUUGGGUUAUAUUUAUUUUGAAUUGUGUAAUUUGGAUGAAUUUCAUACCGAGUCGGAGGAUUGUUUCCAAAAGUAUCGCCUAAAGUUUGCUGAUGGUAGUGAUAAGUUCUUUAUUGGCACUACUUUGGGCUGGAUUGAAUCCACAGUUGUUUUGCCCUCGGGUUUAAGCUGUGAACAUUGUGUAUUACGAUGGACCUAUCGUGCUGGCAAUAACUGGGGCAUGUGUGAGAAUGGCACUGGUGCAAUGGGUUGCGGUCCUCAAGAACAUUUCCUCUCUUGUGCUGAUAUUCGUAUUAAGGCACCCAAUACAAGAUCAAAGGUAAUCACUUUGAGAAAAGAACAAAUAGAAUCUGAAGAAGAAGCUGAAAUUCCCAUUGUGUUGGAUAAUUGAAGGGAUUUCGAAGGAAAAGUUUUGAAAAGAACAAAUAUUUUAAUCAGUAUUAUGUAUUAAAUGGAUAUUAAAUGUAAAUAAACUUGUAUUUCGUUGUCUUGUCUGCAGAAA